AUGUCCAAGUCCAUGUCAAUGACAAAACUUUCGCCGCUAGUAAUUGACAGCGGAUCGGGAAUGUGUAAAGCUGGUUUCGCUGGUGAUGACGCCCCUCGAGCCGUGUUCCCAUCCAUGGUUGGACGACCACGUCAUCAAGGGGUUAUGGUUGGUAUGGGGCAGCGUGAUUCAUACGUUGGUUCGGAAGCGCAGUCAAAAAGAGGCAUUCUAACAAUCAAGUAUCCAAUUGAACAUGGCAUAGUCACGAAUUGGGACGAUAUGGAACGUAUCUGGCAGCACGUAUUCGCGAACGAAUUGCGUGUCUCACCUAGUCAACAUGCGGUUUUGCUAACCGAAGCUCCGCUGAAUCCAAGAUCGAAUCGCGAAAAAAUGACGCAAAUCAUGUUUGAAUCGUUCAAAACUCCUGCCAUGUAUGUGGCCAUCCAGGCGGUGCUGUCGCUGUAUGCGUCUGGGCGCACGACUGGAGUGGUUAUUGACUCCGGUGACGGUGUCACCCAUACCGUACCCACAUAUGAGGGUUACUCCCUACCGCAUGCGGUUCAGCGCUUAGACCUUGCCGGACGUGAUUUGACCAAUUACCUGAUAAAAAUACUCACUGAACGAGGUUAUUCAUUCACUACAACAGCUGAAAGGGAGAUCGUUCGAGAUAUCAAGGAAAAACUGUGCUAUGUCGCGCUGGACUUUGAGCAAGAAAUGACUAAUGCAGAAAAUUAUAUGGGGACUAUUGAAAAGAACUAUGAACUCCCAGAUGGUCAAGAGAUCACUAUUGGAACGGAGAGAUUCCGAGCACCUGAGGCGUUGUUCCAGCCUCAUUUGCUGGGGAAGGAAUCGUCUGGAGUGCAUGAAAACUGCUAUAACUCAGUCAUGAAUUGUGAUAUUGAUAUUCGUAAGGAUCUCUAUAUGAAUAUCGUUCUUUCUGGUGGCACAACUAUGUAUCCAGGAAUUACGGAUCGUAUAAAGAGGGAGAUCAAAUUGCUUGCUCCUAGUACCGUCAAAGUGAAAAUCAUGGCACCACCUGAACGUAAAUAUUCUGUUUGGAUUGGCGGAUCUGUACUAGCAUCGUUAUCGACAUUUCAAAUGAUGUGGAUCACAAAGGACGAAUACGAUGAAUAUGGCGCAUCAAUUGUGCAUCGUAAAUGUUUCUGA
Necator americanus (New World hookworm) is the source of this 1146-nucleotide messenger RNA. RefSeq lists its product as uncharacterized. The coding region runs from base 1 to 1146 and encodes 381 amino acids. The transcript has 6 exons. Lineage: Eukaryota; Metazoa; Nematoda; Chromadorea; Rhabditida; Ancylostomatidae. The record is from RefSeq and is a predicted model, not a curated record.